AUGUCAAUGUCAGGCGGCAUGAGCAUGCCAUCGUAUACCGAUAUACAGCACUACUUCUGGAUCUUCACUGGUUCAGUCAUUGCAUUCGCCACGCUGUUCAACGUUCUGAACUACAUCGUACUCCGACAACGACUUUCUUCACUGAGCGCACGGCCACAGACGAUAUUGUCGACCUCAUACGCCGUCGCAACAGCAAUUACCCGAGAACUGUCUCAUGCUUCUCUUCCCGUCUACCGAUUCAGAAAGAUCAAGCUUCGAACACCCCAACUGGGACCUUCAUCUGUGGUGCUUGGCUUUUUGACAGCGAUAUUGGUCUUGGCCUUCUACGGCUACGACACCUUCAACCAGAGGCAAUGGGAGGACAUAGCAUAUCGGGUCGGCUCGCUCGCCAUCGCUGAACUGCCCCUCGUCUUUCUCCUCUCCGGCAAGCAGAAUCUGAUCGGACUUGUCAUCGGGUCUUCCUACGAACGAUUGAACUGGCUGCACAGAUGGGUCGCACGUAUAUUCUGGAUCACUGUCACCAUCCACAUGUCAUUUUGGUUUCGAUCGUGGGCUCGCUAUAACUACAUUCUGCGCAAGCUGGAAAUCGACUACCUUACACAGACAGGCUUCGCAUGCUGGAUUAUCCUGACAGCCAUCCUGCUCACAAGCUUCCUCCCAGUCCGAAGGCUCUCUCACGAAGUCUUUUACGGCCUCCACGUCAUCCUCUUCGCUGGACUCAUGGGCGCCAUCUACCUGCACGUCUCAGACAGCAACGUAACCUACUUCUGGGUCAGCGUCGCCAUCUUCUUCCUUGACCGCUUUCUGCGUGUCUGCACGACAGCGUGGGCUAAUCUUCCAAUUUUGCAUAGCAAAGGCCAAGCCUGGGCGAAUGCUGCGACUCUGACUCCACUGCCAGGAAACGUCACUCGCCUCAGCAUCCAAAACCCAGUUGUCAAUUGGUCGCCUGGGCAGCACAUGUUUGUGUCAUGCCACGCUGUGGUGCCACUGCAAGCUCAUCCAUUUACCGCCUCGACGCUGCCGUCAGAUGGGAAGCUCGAGUUCUUGGUUCAGGCGAGGAAGGGUGGUACCAAGCGGUUCUAUCGUUGGGCAAGCAAGAAUCUAUUACCACAGAGCAAUGCUACCACGUCGAUACAAACCAAAAACAUUGCCCUAGACGGGCCAUACGGCCGACACAGACCUUUGCAGCAGUUCGACAGCGUCGUGCUCUUUGCCGGCUCCACAGGUGCGACUUUUACUGUGCCGCUGAUGAGAGAUAUUGUGCAGAGAUGGAUGCACGACGAGAGGACUGUGACGAGGCACAUCAAGCUUGUGUGGGUCAUAAAAGCGCGAGAUCGACUGUGCUGGUUUGAUGAUGUGCUGGAACGGGCUCUUCAGGACGUGGCUGAGCUGCGGAGUCGGCACAGCCGGGAUGUACAACUUGACGUUGACGUGUACGUCACCUGCGACGAGGAGUUGGAGGCGUCGAUGUCGACCGACAUAAGAUGUGAACCACCUGAGCAUGGUGAAGCGGAAAUGACGACCAGCAGAUCGAGCGCUGAGGCAUCGGAACUGCUUGAGAAGAAGCAAGUCAACGGUCAAGCGACAAUUCGAGUUUCCAGCGACGCCGAAGAGAAGCAUGGCUGCACACCGGACGGCGGGUGCUGCUGCAAGCAGGCCGCGACCGACGAGGAUGAGCCCGCUGCCUGCUGCUGCAACCCUACCACGACCGAAGCUCUGUCCUCCUCAGGCUCAUCCUCCGACUACGAGAAAGCAAAGACAUCAUCAAAAUCACUCAUCAAGAUUCACGUCGGCAGGCCGAGAAUCCGGCCCAUCAUCCGCGCUAUCCUCGAAGACGCCGAGGGCGAAAGCGCGGUGGUCUCAUGCGGCCCACAGGGUUUGCAAGAUGAUGUGAGGAGGAGUGUCGUGUCAUUGAGCGACGAGCGGGCCGUGCAUAAGGGUACUGGUGCACAAGGCAUAUACUUGCAUUUGGAGGGGUUUGGGUACUGA
This is a messenger RNA of Cyphellophora attinorum, 1989 nucleotides long. RefSeq names its product Ferric/cupric transmembrane component 2. Gene Ontology annotation, cellular component: plasma membrane. The transcript has a single exon. The record is from RefSeq and is a predicted model, not a curated record. Gene Ontology annotation, molecular function: ferric-chelate reductase activity. Gene Ontology annotation, biological process: copper ion import; intracellular iron ion homeostasis; iron ion transport. Lineage: Eukaryota; Fungi; Ascomycota; Eurotiomycetes; Chaetothyriales; Cyphellophoraceae. The coding region runs from base 1 to 1989 and encodes 662 amino acids.